Messenger RNA from Chiroxiphia lanceolata (lance-tailed manakin), 11243 nucleotides. It is a transcript of the gene SV2C, whose product is annotated as synaptic vesicle glycoprotein 2C. The transcript has 13 exons. NCBI's taxonomy places the organism in Eukaryota, Metazoa, Chordata, Aves, Passeriformes, Pipridae. Bases 371 to 2554 code for a protein of 727 amino acids. The record is from RefSeq and is a predicted model, not a curated record. Gene Ontology annotation, biological process: transmembrane transport; chemical synaptic transmission. Gene Ontology annotation, cellular component: membrane. Gene Ontology annotation, molecular function: transmembrane transporter activity.
CCGCCGCCCGCCCCGCGCCUCCUGCCGCGCCCGCCCGCUCCCCCUCUCUCCCCGGCACUGCCGCAGAGGCUCCACCGCAACGCGAAGCCCACACAGCCGCUCCGGUCCGCCCCUUCUCUGGUCUGUCACGCUCGGCGGCUCCUCCGGGAGGCUCCUCGCUCCCUCCCGCAGCCUCACGCCGCGAGAAGGAGGCAGCGGCAGCGGCAGCGGAGGGAAGUGCCGCGGCUCUCCGCUGCCUGCCCCCGGUUGAAUAUUACAGCUUCACAUGUGCUUGGACUUUUUUUUGCUGAUGUCCAACACAAAAUAGAUAUUCCAAAAAGUAUUCAGCAGGUACCUCUGUGACAUAACAACAGUCUUUCUUUGAUACAAGAUGGAGGACACAUACAAAGAUAGGACUUCACUAGUGAAAGGAGCCAAAGAUAUUGCCAAAGAGGUGAAGAGACAAGCAGUUAAAAAAGUGAAUAAAGCUGUUGACAAAGCCCAGGAUGGUUACACACAGAGGUCCUACAAUCGAUUCCAGGAUGAGGAAGAUGACGAUGAUUACUAUGUCCAAGGAGGAAAUUAUGGUGUAGAAGCUAAUGAUGAUGAAGGAUCAAGUGAAGCAACUGAAGGACAUGAUGAAGAUGAUGAAAUUUAUGAAGGGGAGUAUCAGGGAAUCCCCAGCAUGGGGCAGGGAAAGGAUGACAUGGUGGCCUUAGGUCAGCCUAUGCAUGAUGAAUAUAAGGAUCGCCAUGAACUGGAAACGGAGAGAAAAGCUGAUGAAGAAGAGCUAGCACAGCAAUAUGAAUUAAUAAUACAAGAAUGUGGCCAUGGUCGUUUCCAGUGGGCCCUCUUCUUUGUGUUGGGAAUGGCCCUGAUGGCUGAUGGGGUGGAAGUUUUUGUAGUUGGAUUUGUGUUGCCAAGUGCUGAAACAGAUAUGUGUAUACCGAAUUCUGGAUCAGGAUGGCUUGGUAGCAUAGUGUACCUUGGGAUGAUGGUGGGGGCAUUCUUCUGGGGAGGCUUGGCAGACAAGGUGGGAAGGAGACAGUCACUGCUGAUAUGUAUGUCUGUCAAUGGAUUCUUUGCCUUCCUUUCAUCAUUUGUCCAGGGCUAUGGCUUCUUCCUCUUCUGUCGCUUGUUUUCUGGAUUUGGGAUCGGUGGAGCACUGCCAACAGUCUUCUCCUAUUUUUCGGAAGUGCUUGCUCGGGAAAAACGAGGUGAACACCUGAGCUGGCUCUGUAUGUUUUGGAUGAUUGGUGGUAUUUACGCUUCUGCAAUGGCUUGGGCAAUAAUUCCUCAUUAUGGAUGGAGUUUCAGCAUGGGAUCUGCCUACCAGUUCCACAGCUGGCGAGUAUUUGUGAUCGUCUGUGCACUGCCCUGUGUCUCUUCUGUGGUAGCCCUGACAUUUAUGCCGGAAAGCCCACGGUUCCUCCUGGAGGUUGGAAAACAUGAUGAAGCUUGGAUGAUACUCAAGCAAAUUCAUGACACAAACAUGCGUGCUCGUGGUCAGCCUGAGAAAGUCUUCACAGUUACCAGAAUCAAAACACCAAAGCAGAUAGAUGAGCUCAUAGAAAUAGAGAGUGAUACCGGAACUUGGUACAGGAGGUGUUUUGUAAGAAUCCGCACAGAGCUGUAUGGUAUUUGGUUGACGUUUAUGAGAUGCUUCAACUACCCAGUGAAGGAUAAUACGAUCAAACUUACGGCUGUAUGGUUCACCCUGUCUUUUGGCUACUAUGGCUUAUCUGUCUGGUUUCCUGAUGUCAUUAAACAUCUGCAGUCAGAUGAGUAUGCAUCCCGAGUGAAACAUUUCCGCAAUGAGGAGGUUUCACACUUUGUCUUCAACUUCACACUGGAAAAUCAGAUUCACAGCAAUGGAGAAUACAUCAAUGACAGGUUUAUUAUGAUGAAGUUUAAAUCGGUAACAUUUGAAGAUUCACUUUUUAAGAACUGUGUGUUUGAAGACAUUACUUCACUGAACACAUACUUCAGGAACUGUACUUUUGUGAAUACCACCUUCUACAACACAGAUCUCGAGCAGUAUAAAUUUGUUGACAGUGAAUUGAUAAAUUGCACAUUUUUUCACGUCAGGACAGGAUGCCAGAUUUCUUUUGAUGAUGACUACAGUGCCUACUGGAUCUACUUUGUUAAUUUCCUGGGAACUUUGGCAGUGUUACCAGGGAAUAUUGUGUCUGCUCUCCUGAUGGAUAGAAUAGGACGGUUAACAAUGCUAGGUGGUUCCAUGGUCCUUUCUGGCAUCAGCUGUUUUUUCCUGUGGUUUGGGACCAGUGAAUCCAUGAUGAUAGGUAUGCUGUGCCUCUACAACGGCCUCACCAUCUCAGCGUGGAACUCUCUAGAUGUCAUUACUGUGGAGCUGUAUCCUACAGACAGAAGGGCAACAGGCUUUGGCUUUUUGAAUGCACUAUGCAAAGCUGCAGCUGUACUUGGAAACCUAAUAUUUGGUUCCCUUGUUGGUAUCACCAAAGCAAUCCCUAUUCUCCUUGCUUCUACUGUUCUGGUAUGUGGAGGUCUGGUAGGACUUCGGCUUCCUGAUACAAGAACACAGGUGUUGAUGUAAAUGGGAAAAAUGGGAAAAACAUUUACUAUUUAUUUCCUUCUUUGUACAAAUGUCAACUCUCCUGACCAAUGGUGCAAAGGCUUCAGAUUCUCAACACAGAGUACAGUGCUCAAAUGUCAGAAAUCAAACUCAAAAGAUACUUUGGAGUAGCAGAGAUUUAGAAACCUCUGUAUGAAAAUUUAAAUUUCACUUUUGUUUGCUUGCAUACAUUAAUGUUCAAAACCAUUUAACUUCAAACUGCAAAGCUACCUCUUAAAACAGUUUCGGUGACAUAUCCAUGAAGGUAAAAAAUAUACUGAUUACCAGAUAUUUAAAAUGAAAGCAGUCACAUUGUUUAAAAAUCACAUGCUAAAUUUGGCCAUGGCAUUGUGAGCUUUUGUAAUAUACAGAUGUGCAAGUCAAUUACUUAGCAGUAUUGGUGCAGAGAAUGUUAAUGUAUCAAUGCAUGCAGCAUUUAUCAGGAAACUCUACAGAUCGCAUCAGUACUGAGAACACUGAUCUUCUGCAGCUGUGCUUAGGUGGUAAAAACUUGUGGCAACAGUUCUUGGUAAACAUUUUUAGGCAGUUUCAAUCUAAAGUAAAGAUUACCAACUACACCGCGUGUUGGCUGAGGAGAAGGCAACAACUACUACAGGGAAUUUAAAAGUCCAUAUGCAUUAAAGAGAAUAACAAAAUGAACAUUUUCACUCUUCACUGCUGAUCCUUCAGAAAAAUUUUGCUUUAUUCUCACUUGUGGCAUCUGGAAUAUUUUUUCCAUUUUAAAACUGUGAAUUAAUGCAAAUAUUUUUGUUGUUUGAAGUAUGAAUAAAGGAAGAAUCAGGCCAGUGAACUACACGGUAAGUAAGAUACUUUUAGAGGUUUGUUUGGUAUUUAUAUAUAUAAACAACUUCAUAUUUUCAUAGUUUAUACACUUAUUUAUAUAAUAAUUUUCUCAGCUAAUUUUAAAUAGUUCUAGAGAGGUCUCACCAUUUAAUACUUUCAUUUGUCUCUCUGAAAGGCCAUUAAGAAAGAAACCAUGACAAGGCUGCAGAGAGUGGUAAUGUUUUUAUUAGACCAAGAGCAUGGAUGGAGUGUAAAUGGCAGUAAAUCUAUUCCUUCUGUGCUGUGGACUGUUAUGGAUUACCGUAAAGUUCCCCAUCAGUCUUAAUGCUAUAUAAAAGGUUAUGGAAUCUAUUUAAAAUGUUAGCAUUAAAAAUUUAAUACAUAUGCAUUGAUAUAAAGUUAUCAAAGAGGCAGAUCUUCUAAUGACAGAAACUGGCCUUGCUUUCAGUAGAGCUAAGAUAACUUGUAGUAGCUGAUGAACUAGCUGCAGUUUCAAGUGUCAAAUAACAAAUUUUCUUUACAACAUACAGAAAAAAUUAUCAGUAUUUUUUUCUAAUUAUGUUUGACAACAAUUAUUAGCUAUAUGAAUUGUUGCCAAAGAAAUUGGCUUUCAGAUAAUGUCAUUGUGUCGUAAGAAAGAUUUUUUUUCAUUAAUUUUUCCUUUGCUAUUACAUGUGAACUUAGAUUUGGGUACUAGUAUCUAUCACUGCAUUCUGUAUCAGUCAUUGUCAUAUUAAAAGACUCAGUAAAAGACUACAUAAAAAGAUCGCUCAAUACAUUUAAAGUUCACUGUUUAAUCUACUGAUUUUAGAAGUGACAGUUACUAACAAAUGCCUGUGCUAUGUAUUGUAGUACAAAAAAUAUUAGCCCAAGAUGUGGUUUUCUGCUAUUACAUUAGAAAAGUGUCAGAAUUAAAAAAGCAUGAGUAUGAAAAACUAGGGGGCAUUAUUUUGAUGGUGAUAAUUUAAAUAUGUUACAGUAAGAAAAAAAAUUAGAAAGUGUAUUUAUUUUGAAAUAUUAACAGUCAAGAUAUCUGAGAUGAAAUAUUUUAUGUUUAAAUCUGACUUAAACAUGUCUUUUAAAUUUCUAGACUAUGCUAAUAAAGGAGGAAGAUUAAUUUUUUACUAAAUUCUAGGAUAAGAACAAAAUCCUGGUUUCAUUUUUACGUCUACAGCUUUUGUCCACUAGUCAUAGCCUUAAUGUUAUUUCAAGGCUGUUUUCUGCAAUGAGUAUUGUAUUUGAGCCCUAUUUCUCUGUACCAUUCAUUAGUAACACAUGUUCACGUCCUUGUACUUACUGCCUAAGUUAUUUUGAAAUCUGAAGCCUCUGUACAUAUUUGGAGUAAACAUUAAAAGCAAUGGUAAAAUAUUGCAUUAUGUUUCUAUGCACUGUCCUCUUGCAGUAGUAUAUUCUGCCCAUCUCUGCGUGUAAUUACCAAAAACAUUCAGAUACGCUUCAUACUACCUGACCAGCUUGGAGGAAAUGGGCCAUAGGAAAAUAAGAUUCAGCUUUUGAGGGCUGUCGUUCAAAUUUAACUCUCUAAAAUCUCAUUACAUGUAAAACAAUGUCGAUUUCAACGCUAGUUCUUAUUCUAAAUCCUGACAAUGUCAUGAGUAUGUGGUUAAGUCUGGAUGAAAUGUAAUAUAGCAAUAACAGAAUUAGUAAAUGUUAAAAAAUUCAGGAUUAUGGAGACCUUGUAUAGUCCAGAAUUAAGUGAAUGUUCUAAGGUAGGGGUAAAAAAAGAAUAAUAGUGGGUAGGAGUUGGGAGAAAAAGUAAAUGGAAGAGAUGAACAAAUUAAAAAAUCCACCAACAUUUCCAACAUAUGAAACAAAACGUAAAGUUAGAAUUUCCCUAGGUGAUGAGCUAAUUGGGUCAACAGAUUUGAACUAGUAUGCAAGCCAGGAUCAAAGUUGUUUGAACAACCAACAGUUUUUGCUUGAGUGCAGUAAAGAUUCAUCUCACAAAGACAAAAGAAGUGACUACAACUUCAUGCUACAAAUGACUUGGUGAGAUAGGUGCAAUCCACAAACUUGAUCAGAAAUCCUUAAUUUAUGGAGAUCUGGACACAAAUAGUACUCACAUUAUAAACAAAAGUAAUUUGACCAAUCUUUAGUGAAUCUGUCUUUUUUUGCAGCCUCACAAGCAAUCUCAGGUAAUAAAUACUGGAUGGUAGGAAUGGCACUCCCUUUCUAUGUCUAUUCACUUAUGUCUGAAACAAAGAAUCACUUAGUGCCCUGUUUAUAUCCCUUAUACACCAGAGAAAAUCAAACUUGAUAACAUUUGUACGUUACAGAUAUAAAACAAAUGUAAUCAGAACUACUUAUUUAUCUGCUAACUGGAAAUUCCUGUCAGUCUAAAUUGAAGUAGGAUAUAGCAUCUAGCGUUAUCCUAUACAGAUGAAAACUCAUCCCAACAGCAGCAAUGACAAAAAGUACAAUGGCCCCUGAAAACAGAAAAGACUGACAGUAUUUAGAAUGCUAUUAACUACGACGAUCAACUAUUUUGAAAUUUGAAAACUGUCCAUGAAAGAGACCACAUGUUUUCAUUUUUGGCAAAGAAAUUUUGUUUGAAUUAGUUUUACUCCUUACAGGUUGUGUAACAGUAGAGUUUGACUUAGCAAACUCUUAUUUCUUGAAAGCAUCUUAUCCAUUAUGUUUGUAUGUUUUAACCAGGUUGGCAAUAUCCGUGUUAGCACCUUGUUGCUUAGAAGCAUGUGCUACAACAUUUGGUGUGCAUUGCAUUGACUGCUGAGUGCAAGCUUCUAGCAAGGGAACCAAGAGUAGAUGUAAAUGGUGGAGUGCUGAAGAGGAUUGAUAAUGAAUGAUGUAUUGGAAAACCUUCCUCCCUAUGCAUGAUUUUAAGCAGUCCCCUUACAGAGUUGUGUACAACACGGCUUGGACACUGGUGAAAAAGGGUUAGCCUUCCUACCUGAUGGCUCCUGUAGUCUACUCCUCCUUUAUCAUCUUGGGAAAGAGGGGCAAAGUUAAGAUUGCUAGCUCAAGCUCUGCUCACUUUCUCUUCAUGCCAUUCCAUUUUUUCCAUCCCAAAUUACUUUUCUUACUAGACGACCAAUCUUAAUGUAAAUCAAAACUCCUUCUGUUCUCACCAGCUUCUGACUUCCUAGUAACAUUUGGUAAGAAGUUUUGCCACAUAUCUUUUGCAAUUUGGCCAUACCUUUUUAAAACAAUAUGGAAAGCAACCACAGAAGUCCUUCUGUGAAUACUAUCCUUUUGAGGCAGACAGAUCCCUACGUAUCCAGAAGGCUGACCUAAUACAAGGAGAGGUAUCCUCUCAGAAUGGCCCCUGUUGGGGUCCUGCUGUGGGUACAGAUAUGGGGGAAUCUUAUUGUCUGUGCACCUAGCUCAGCCCCAUUUGGAGGAAAUAAUAUUCUGUAUCCUUUUUUUCUUUUCCUACCACUAUGGAGCCUUGUCUUCAUCUAACUACUCCUGAGACACAACUGCUGAUUCCAAUUCUCAGCAAUGUAAUAUAGUCCUCAGCCCCUCAAAUGGACAGCUUCUGUGUGCUGGGCUUUAGCUCUCUUCCCCAUUGUGAGUGUUAAAUUAAUCCUUAUUAGUCAGAGAAAGAUGUUUACAUCCAGUCACACCUCUUUACCUAAACAAGAUGAUAUCAUGCUAAUACAAUGAACAGGCCAUGUUUCCUGUUUAAUAACCUGGAAAUGCAAUUGAAAUUUCAAUCACAAUGUUAAAAAUGAAUCCUUGCACUCAGGGGGUCAAAGACACAAGAAGUGAAAACAGAAAUACUCUACUUCCUCUGGUGUUUUGAAAGAAAACACAUGUUCAGUAAGCAUAUUGCUGAAGAAAACAUGUCUGAGAAACUGCUUUUCCUCUAUAUUUCCUGCCUUCUUGUUCAUUAAACUUACUGCAAAAUAUUAGGUAUUUACCUGCAUUAGUACUUUCCAAUGCUGCUAGUCCAGGAAAUGCAGUAUGAAAAUACAGACUUUUGCCUGUAGUUUUAAGGUAAGCCAGGGAUCGGGCAAUCAUGUGGAAUUAGAAAAGACAUGUUAGCCAGAAAAUCUGGAACUCAGUUCAAAACUUGAAUUAAAUAAAAUGCAUCAGUUUAUAAUGCUCCUUGCAGAUCUCCCUUACCUUCACUUAAACUCACACAGUCUACAAUCAGACCAUGUGCUGAAGUUAGCCUCAUUUGCUUUCUUCUAAUGUCAGUAAUUUUAACCAAGUGUUGCAAAAUAUUUUCGGAUACACUAUCAUCAUCUGCAUUUUUUAUUUUUUUUUUUUUUUGUAGUGGUAAAUUCACUACUUCUUCCUGUAAAGACUUCUUCCUGUAAAUUCACUACUUCUUCAACAUUUAGUCCUAUUCUAGAUGUAUAAGAUUGCUACAUAGAACUCCGUCCACAUUCAGGACUUGUCUUUGAUGCAGUGACUUAGCAUGUCAAAAACAGGAAAAAGACAAAUUGGGCCUGAUUGAUUUACUUUUCUUAUUUAAUAAUAUGUUGAAUUAUCUACAAAGAUGCUAGCCUAUAAUACAUAACUCUGCUUUCUAGUUUGAGUACAUCCCGUGCAACUAAAAAUGAAUAAAGCAGUAAUUUUUGGCAGUCUUUUCCCACAAGAUACAUACAGUCUACAUUUACUAGGACCAAAAUGCUUAGGGAAAAAUACAGUGCAAUUGCUUUAUGGGAUAAACAAUCUAACUUGCUUGACAAAAAUCUAGAACAUGUUGCUCACUUCUGAUUAGUACACAGUUCAAUAACAAAAGAUUUGAGAAUACUUAACAGCAAAAAUAUUUGGAUGACGAUGACCUGACACAAAAGUAUUGUUCUUUCCACUCAGGCUAUUCAUGAAUGCACCUUUUAAUGCCAUGUAACCAAGAAGAUUUGUAGAGACCUUACCCCCACUCUGGCCAUCAACACAUCUGAGUUGUAACCACACACAUCAGUCCACAAGUGAGAGAGAGAGAGAAAGAGAGCUGGCAGGCUGGCCUUCAGCACUCUCUUCACAGCAAGCCACCUAAGUUCAUUUUGCUUGCAUCCCAAGGAUCUGCUUUUUUGCUUAGCUUCCUGCUUUCUAAUUUUGGCAUUCGGUUUUCACCAGUAGUCCUGACCAAACAAUCUGAAACCAAUUGCUGCUAAAGGACAGCACUCAUAACUCACUGCAAGCACAGUACUCUGCAGGAGUCCAAUGUCUUAUAUGUUGUUCCAGUUUCAUUUGUUGUCUAGAGCUAGAGUUGUCAGCUAGCAUUUCUGUCUUGCAAUACUGCAUGUAUUCUUACCUAUAAGACAUAUCUUAUAUCCUCUUAAUGUCUACCUUGUAAAUAUAUGCUUGUCCCCUCACUGACUGUGUGAUAAAAGUAAUUUUUGAAUCUUACAUAGGUUUGUCUUACCCAGUUAAAAUAUGAUCCUUCAAAAGAAGAAGAUCAGGAAAAAUAAUGAAAUGGAAUCAAAUUAAAUGCAAACCAUGAAAAGUAAGAAAUCAAGAUGUAGCCUUCAAUUACUUCUAUUUUCUCAGAUGUUUUCUUUAAAUCCUAGCCUGCAGCUACAAAAUAUUGGAUAUUUUAAAGAAGUAUUACACAGUUAGAGGUGAAUACAUAUACAGAUACACAUGUGGGUAAGUAUACACACAUAUGUACACAGUCACCUCUCUAUAACACAGGUGGAUGUAAGACUUAAAACCAUGUUCUCAUCUCAUUCUAUAUGACAGAUUUACUUUCUGCAUUGUGCAUUAUGCUUUGAACAAAAAUAACAUCUUCUUGUGCAGAAACCUUUACUUAAUCUUGCAAAAUUGUUGGGAUACCAAGAUUCAUCUCAACUGGCCAUUAGCUUUCAGACAUUGGAAGAGAAUUCCUGAGAUGGUCUGAAAAAUGAGCUUUGACUUAGCUGUUGCCUUCCCCUGCCUGCCCAGCCCAUCCUACUGCCCCGCCACACUGUGCCAAACAGCAAAACAGCAUGCAAAGGCACUGGUUGUAUUCCAGUGACUAGGAGACACAGCGCUCUCAGAUACAUAAACUCCUAAAAGCUAUGACUUCUGUCUUAUUCAACCGAAAGGCCUUCAAAAUGGUCCAUGGGGAUAUCAACAUGCUAACUUCUGAGUAAUGUAUGAGAAAAUGUCUGUGAUUUCCUGUAUUGUAUGUUUUUCAUUGUUUAUAUAUACGUAGUUGCAGUCGUUCUAGUGAUGUGGUUAAAAAAUUAUUUGCUGCUGUUCUUAUCAGCAAUCUUUGACCAGCCUGAAACAGAGCCAUUGCCAGGGUGUCUUUCAAUUAAUGAUUAACACCCAUGAAGAUCUUCUACAGUAAUUAGUGCCAUAUAAAGUCAUGGUGGCUACAAUUCAAGCACAUUCAUUGUGAAAAUAUCAGCACAUGCACACAGACCAAUGAUGGUGGAAAGAGCUCUUUCAAAAGCUCUGGCAUCUGCUACAUUGCUUCUUCCCUCUUUGCAGGAUGCUCACUGUUUACAGUGUGCUUCCUUUGGUAGGGGACAUGCAUUCACGUUACAGAAGUAAGAAAGCAGAAGACAGGGUGUAUUCCUUCUAAAGGAAGGAAUGUAUAUUUGCUACAGAAAGGCCAACUCUAUAAUAAGAUUAAAAACAAACAACCAAGCAGCUUGCUAUUCUUUUUUAUUCCCAUUUGUUAUAUAAGUUGAUAAGCUUAAUACCAGUCUAUACCAAACCUUUGGGAGGAGACUAAGAAAGGCUAGCAAUGCUUAUGUCAUAGUACUUUUCAGAAGGUAGGAAUUUACAAGGAGAAAAUAUAUACUCAGUGUAUGAGGCCAUAGCAUAUAGAUUUUAAUUGUGAUCAUGAGCUAACAGUUUUAAGUAGAAAAUUGUUAUUCACAUCUAUAGUAGCAGUAGAUAAUAUUAACUUCUAUGUGGCAAUGACGAUUAACUUGUAUCACAUACUUGGCCUCAAAUAUAUACAAUAUACAUAAUUAGGUAUUUUUUUAAGUAGGCAGUUUCCACUGCAGUGUAAUGUCAUAUAUGCAGAAGUUGAGUAUCAAGGAUGAGGUACAGAAAGGUGAGUUUUUUGCCUUCACUGCAUUUUACUGGCAUUGUUAGGUUACUGAUUUUGUUUGUUAGUGUUUUCUAAUGCUAAGCAAUAGGAGAAAAACGUGUAUUCUUUCCUAGUUUUUUUGUGGUUAUUUUCUGUUUGCAGUUUCCCCAUCUAAACUUCCACUCAAAUUUCCAACUGCUCUGAGUCAACUGGCAACACAAUUUUUCAGUCUUCAGUAUACAAACACACAGGUAUAUUAGUGUGCACAUGUCAAGAAAAUGAUAACCAUUUCUGACAGUCUCCAUUUCUCGGUGCAAGGGAACAUGUACAUAUUGUAUAUACGGGUAACAAGCUACUUUGAAGUUGAAUUGUCAUUUAUACAGGGGAAUUCGACUUCAGAUCUGCUAAUCUGCAGCAAGAUCUUGGCAAUGGUCCUGACCUCGCUCCUUCUUUCUUUGUUUCCUUUACUGCUCUGUGUGAUCUCCUGUAAAGCAAGUUACAAUCAUCACUAUUGUAUAUAUGUGUUUGCAUGUGUGUGCCUUGAUAAAUUCUCUCUUUCAGAGUUCUGAAUUUUUCAUUUCAAGUCCAGCUGGUACAAUUGUGAACUCAUCUUUCCAGUAUCCUCCUCUUUGUCAGAUUGCCAGCUUCCAAAAUGUUUGACCAAGUGUUUUUAAUUAAGUCCCCUGAGGAAAGCUGUCUGUAUAUUUGUGAAAGGGCAUGCUCCGUGUAGGAUGACUGUGUACAGUAUAAAUCUGUAAAAUGUGGAAGUAUUUAUAAAUUUAUCUGCAAAAUAUUUAUCAUCUGUGUAACAAAUGCAAAGUUAUUUAGUGUACAUCAGAUUAAUAAAUGGGGAUGAUUUUUGGCUCUGCUAUAUUAAAAUAAAGAUUUGUUCUCUGCAACGAACACAUA